AUGCGUGAAGCCAAACAACAUGGAGAGGCCCUCAUUGCAAUCAAUGUGACAGUCGAUAGCGCAAAUAAACGAAGGAAACAGCUACUAGGACUUAAGCCUUAUAUCCUGGUUUAUGCCAAUGAUUCCGCUAUAUCUGAGCCUGACAGUGUGGUUUCCAACUUGCAUGGACAACGUGCUAGUAUAGUUCAUAAAAAACAAAGGAAGGAAGGACAUAUUGAUCACAGGAGUAGACGGUCAACUGAUAUUUUGUUGCCAUUACAAAACAAUGAGCUACCAGGAGCUGAGUAUCAGUACAAUGAAGAUGAAGAGAGAUGGGUGGAGAAGAAACCUUACAAAACUCUUCAAGUACGGCCAGCUGAGAAGGAGAAAUCUAAGAAAAAGCUAAGGAAGAGUGGACGGCAGAAAGGCCAGACAUUGCAGUUUGAUGAACACACCCUGAAAAAAGCUCGAAGAAAGCAGUGGAAUGAGCCACGGAACUGUGCUCGGCGUUAUCUUAAAGUAGACUUUGCAGACAUCGGCUGGAGCGAAUGGAUAAUUUCUCCUAAAUCCUUUGAUGCAUAUUAUUGCUCAGGUGCAUGCCAGUUCCCAAUGCCAAAGUCCUUGAAGCCAUCCAACCAUGCCACCAUUCAGAGCAUUGUACGCGCUGUGGGGGUGGUACCCGGCAUUCCCGAGCCUUGUUGCGUCCCAGAAAAGAUGUCGUCUCUCAGCAUUCUGUUCUUUGAUGAAAACAAGAAUGUCGUGCUUAAGGUUUAUCCCAACAUGACAGUGGAGUCCUGUGCCUGCAGAUAA
Staurois parvus is the source of this 789-nucleotide messenger RNA. NCBI's taxonomy places the organism in Eukaryota, Metazoa, Chordata, Amphibia, Anura, Ranidae. The record is from the annotation of a GenBank genome assembly.